Molecule: messenger RNA, 6674 nt
Organism: Haliotis rufescens (red abalone)
Lineage: Eukaryota; Metazoa; Mollusca; Gastropoda; Lepetellida; Haliotidae
Exons: 7
Coding region: 180-3662 (1160 amino acids)
Biological process (GO): regulation of transcription by RNA polymerase II
Molecular function (GO): DNA-binding transcription factor activity, RNA polymerase II-specific; RNA polymerase II cis-regulatory region sequence-specific DNA binding
Source: RefSeq, a predicted model, not a curated record
AGACGGCAGAUGUGCCCAAUCAAACGACGAGCUCUGGUCAACAAACAUUUUUGAAUCCAACCGUCAGUUAUCAGUGUGAUAUGACUAUAUCGGGUGGAUGUUAUCACCGUGAUGUGAGAGUAGAAUUGUGCUUUUGAUUCCAUGAUACCGAUUGUGACUACAGGAAAAGGAUAUUUAAAAUGAUAGCAGUUAUGAGAUCGCCGAGUGUGCAUAAUGCAGUAGGGAUGGCGGUGAGGACAAACAAGGAAACCACCAGCUUCAAGCUGCUGGAGGAGGACAGCCUGGAGGAGAAGCCCACCCCUCACAUGAAAAAGGUUGUGGGACUUGUACUGGAGAAGAAGGACCUGAAGGAUGAGGAUGUUACCAACAGUUUUCGCAAUCUCAUGGAGUACCGAGAGGCUCCGCCAAGUCCGUCGGCAUCCAGUGCCUCAGCGCUGGAACCGGAGGGACUGGGGUCUCCAACCACCCCGUCAUCCCCUGUCCCCCAACCUGUGGAUGACGAGAGACUCCCCAACGAACUGCUGGAUGAGAUCUGUGAGGACAUCGGGAUGAAGGAAGGGAUGGAGCUGGACUUUGUGGAGUUCCUCAUGGAACAGGACAUGCCCGACCCACAUUCAUAUAUGACACCAGAAGCCAUCAUGAACAGUAGUAGCUUCAGCUCUGGAUCUCAGACCUCGAUCUCGACAGUCAAACAGGUCUCAAGUGGAUUGAGAAUGGAGAACUGGGGACGGCCUCUGAGCAGUCCGGUGGUGAUGUCCUCGACAGUGACGUCUGGAACAUCAACCGUUGUGUCCAGCGGUGCCAACUCGCCAGUCAGUAAACGCUUCCAUCCAUCUACCUCGGGAGAGUCGAGUCCCACCAAGUCCACUGCUCCUCCUCUUCCACAAUCACCACAUGUUCUGCCCUCUCAAGUGUUCAAAAUGCCACAGACUCCCCCAACGCCAAAACGUCCGUUAUCGUCUGGUAAUGCUGGUCGCCAGUCUCCCAGCGUCCUGCCACCGUCCAGUCAUUGUGAUGAUUCUUCAAGUCGAGACACGGUGCCCUUGUCACAUUGUCCCAUGACACCAAGCAAAACUAGGUGCUACUCCCCCAAACCAAAUCUGCCUUCAUGUAGUCAGCAGUCCCCACUGCAUCAAAAACAUAUUCCUCAGUCACCGAACUCACUUCCCUGCCAUCAGCCCGGUACUUUGCACUAUGGCCAGUCACAUCAAAUAGGCUCAAAUAGGGCUCCCUCUAUGCAAAAGUCUGCCACGGCUACAAACUACCAAAGAUUGGGCAAACCAGCCCCACCUGUUGUGAAUGUGCAGAAUAUGCAACACCUAAGAAUGAUGAACCCAAAGGCUGCACACACAAAUGUUCAAGGUUGUGACUCUUUGACAGUACAAACAAACACUCAGUAUGGUCGGUCGUUGGAUUCUCUGGACCAAGGCUACUUCUCCGGUGACACCGGUAGUGUGAGGAGCUAUGGUUCCAACAUGUCCAUGGGUAGUGCUGAUCAAAUGCAUGUAAAGACUGAGGAUGUGUCAUCAAUGAUCCCAUCUAUACAACAAUCAAACUCUGUGCAGCCGCCUCGUGUGGCAACAGUCGGACAUGUUCAAAUGCCACCAAUGCCAGCCAUACCACAGAAAUCGGUUCACUUUGCUGACAUACCCGGGUCUGAGACUGGGUCUGAGUGCCAAAACCAGCAAGGUGUGGACUAUAACGGUGGUUUUAAUUCCGAAUGUGGUUUCGACCUCGAUCAGGAGUUCCGAGAAAAUUCACAAAAAUCCAAAAUUCUUCCUCGUAUCUCAGCAAGCAUGAAGUCUGAAGUAGCUCCAUACACUGUUCCGGGAGGAAGCCCUUAUGAUUUCUCCAAUAGGAGUAGUUGUGGAGUUAACCCGGGCAGUCGGCCAGGCAGUGGGGGGAGCCCUGCUGUCAACAUUCAGCAGUUUGACUUUUCUGGCAAGGGUCAAGAGAAUAACAUGUACUAUGUAGACAAUAAUCAAAACAUGUUGAGGGUGGAGACAGGUGACUUUAACCAAAUGGGGGCGUACCAGCAGAAUCAAACGUAUGCACAGCAGAUGAACGCAUACCGGGGGAUGUCUGUGACUGACUCUAUGAAGGCGUCAUCAAUGGCACAACUUCAACAGCAAAACGAAAUGUACCGAAACCAGAUGUCUUUGCAGUCUGGUAACUAUGACAAUAGCUGCUCUGUGGCAGGCUUGAACCAAGGAGCUAACCGUAUGAUGGGGGCAAACCAGGUUGCUGGAACAUACAACCAGCAACAAGCACAGCAAGGUUCUUCUAGCAACCAGCAACAGUUCAAUCAACCUCCUAGUUCUUGUAGCACACCAAGAAUACACACCCAAGCCAAUAGCACAGUCACGGGACCUUAUGGCACAAUGCCCUCAACGUCAGGGUAUGAUCAUGGCAUGUACAACAAUGGCAGUCAGACACCGUCACGGAACAUGCAUCCACAAAUGUACCAAGGACAACAACAGCAACAGCAGCAGCAGCAGCAUGCUGGGAACAUGGGACCAGGGACACCUCAGCCCUGGUCAAACCAGGGAACCGCUGCUCCCCAGACCCCCCAGAACAUGCAGGAUCUCUCCCACAUGAAACAGACUCCCCAAAACCCCAUGCAACAAAUGAUGCCCCCAUCGACACCCCAGAACCCACAGUGCUCUCAAAACAUGCAAUCUGGGGCGUCACCAAUGGUACCAUGCACUAUACCAAAUUGCCAGAGUUGCAAGACGGGUUCGCCGCACCGGCCGCCCAUGCUUGCUUCUCAACAGACUUUUAUACAGCAUCUUAUAACGGAUCGCUCGAAUGCGUUCAGGUCACAUCCGCUGUUCCCUCUAUUGCGGGACUUGAUAAUUGCUGACAUGAACUUUGCUUCUCCUUCGUUCCCAUAUCAGCUAAUUAGCAACUUGCCAGCCGAGUUUGACAAACUUUUACAGAACUUUUUACAUCGGAAUCCCCCCACUGGAAAUUAUCAGGGCAACUUUGCCGUAGAAAGUGUCAUAAUGGAUGCCCUCCGAUAUGCUCACCAGUGCUUAAUAGAGAAAAUCCGUGUUCGCCAGGAACAAGACAAGCACACGAAAGCCACAUCCAAAUCACUCAGUGCUAUUGAAGAGUUUUGUGAGAAGUUUGAUCGAGCUGUUCGCAACAGUAUUCCAGAACAAUCAGCAUCAGUAAACCAUGGCAAUCCCAUGAUGCUCAGCUCUGGGCAAAUGGGCGGGACUCAAAUGGCAGCUGGGCCAAUGGGCUCGCUCGGUGUAGGCCAGGUAGUCAAAGAUCCCAAAUAUGGCAUGAUGGAUCCAUCAAUGACUCAGGAAGGAUUUAUCCCCGCUAUGGGUAAAGGGAUCGGACUUCCAACUCUUGCGUCACCGCAAUUUCGCUCCAUUAAGGAGGCCCAAGAUGCCCUCAGCGAGGCUGGCAGUGCCAUCAGCAACAACAGUAACCAUAGCAACAAAUCGGAGUCAAAGAAACAUCCAAGUCUCCCCAAAGAGGCUGUGGCAAUUAUGUUGGAAUGGCUCCGAAACCACAAAGACAAUCCCUAUCCCAAUGAUGAUGAAAAGGCCAUGCUUAUUAAGCAAACUGGAUUGACAAUAAACCAGAUAAACUAUUGGUUCACGAACGCAAGAAGACGCAUCUUGCCGAAAUGGGCCCAGUGCAAAUAGCCCAAACGUCUAUGCAAGUGCUGAUUCAUAUGUGCUUUUUGACUUUGGGAAAAAAUAGCUAUUUUGUGUGAUGAAAACUUUCCCUUUUGUGUGGGGAGUGAAGGAACAAAGGUCAACAACGCUGACACUAGAAACUGUUCUCCUGUGGAUUAGAAAGUGCUUAAAGGGAGAUAACUCUUGACUUUUACUCAUGUGCCUUACCAAGGAAUUACUGUAUGAUUCUGUUGUGAGCUGUUUAUAUGUGCCAAGCUGAAGUUUUUAGUUAUAAGCAAACAUGCCUUACUCGCUACAACCAUGAUAACUAAAACUGGCCCUAAAAAAAGAUUUUAAUCAUAAUUACAAAUUUAAAAAAACAGUGACAUGUUAAUGAUUUUAUUAGCAUUUUUAAUCUGUUGCUAUUUUUGGCAAAAUCAUUCAUAUUCAGAUAAAACUAAAAAAUAUAUACUUAGUCUGGCAGUGAUUUUGCUCCGAUCAAACAACUUGCGAACAGUUUUUUAACUGCAAAAAUAUAUACCUCUAUGAAUGAAAAAAAUGAACCACAAUCUGUAAGCAUGUUUACAUAUAUUUUUGCAAAUUAUUAGUUAGGACAUAUAUAUAUUUUGUCAGCUUUAUCUGUAUGAAGAUGCAUGCACAAGCACCUACAAGUUGAUCACUGUGUGUUGUGUCCGACAAAUGAAUGUGUGUAUUUCUGUAAUAUACGACGUGUAGAAUAGCAUUAUACAUAUGUAUAUAGGUAUAAAUAGUUGACAGUGAUGUGACCACGCAUUGUCACUGUCGUGUUGACUACUUACUAUUCAUGUAUUGUUAUGUAUGUAUGUACUGCGUUGUGGAAUCUAUGUACAUAUCAUAUUUUAUUGUGGAACAAAUGUACCAAAAAGAGCUUGAAACAAACCGAACUCUCAUCUCAUUCUUUUUUAAAAAGGUUGUUCUUUUGUUUGCAUACAUACUGGUUACUUUUGCAUCACCGGAGUAUUUUCUUUACUUUUUUCAUAUUUGCUUUUUUUUACAUUUCGACCCCUUAUGUUCUAGAAUUCAUAUUUAGAAAUACUGUUUCUAGUUGAAACUAUACUGUCAUUAAGCAUCUUUAUGAAGUAGGGUUAAGUAUUUGACCAAAAAUCAACCAUGUGAAGAUUUUGGGGUUAUUUUUUUCAUUUGUCCAUUGAUCAUGAGAACGUGGUCUGGCUGUGUACGUCAAACUUUUGGGAAUUUUAUGCGAUAUGAAAAAAGCCAUUAUUGAUAACUAAUGUAAAUUUUCAGAUAUGGAUUGGAAUUAUGUAUUUUGUUUUAGAAUUUACCAUUAUUGGAGGAUAUUUCAAAAACUGAUUAUCAGUAUGUAUGUAAAUAACUUUGGUGACAAAGGCGACGACGAUGGCGGCGUCCUGCCAGUUCUGUGAGGAUUGUUUGCAAACUGUCCGCUAUUCUUCUCUUGUCUUUCGUUUCUUUCUACUGUAGAUGACACUACACGCUCCACCCACCCACACUGGUUGUUAUGUUAAUUAGUGACAGGCAAAUAGUAUCUUGUAAUACCAGGCACUUCCGUAGAUAAGGACGACAGUAUUGAAAGGUUGAAAGUAAAUUCUUGUAUGGUAAUGUAUGCUAAUGAUUGUUGAAGACAGUUUUCAAUGCAUUUCUUUAUAGGAUUCUUUGUUACCUAGUAUUACAAGAUGGUAUUUUGCUGUGUUUUAAUCUUUACAAGAUUGUUAUUUAUUUAUUGGAAAAUCUUUAAGUGACUGUAUGUCAUAAAGGUGAAUGUUGUGAAAGUGAGCCUUAUAUUUAUUUUUAAACUGUGCAUGGUUUUUUAGCUCAAAGAGUAUGGAGUUGCUUAGCAUACCAUGUGACAUUUAUGUCAAUCACUUCUGUGAAAUCAACGAAAAGUAUACUGCUGACCCCCACAAUGCAUUUAUUGUUCUAUGCAAGUAGUAUCUCCUUUAAGAGAAUGCCAAUAACAUCACUUAUGAAGUCAAAAUGAUAGGGGGAUAUGUCAUAAGUAUUUUGGAUAAAAAAAAUUUAAUCAACUGAAAUUAUAUCUGUAACAAAGCAAUUGAAAAUCAACGUCUUGUGUCAUUUGAUAUUUUCAUCACAACCGAAAAAUUACAAAAUAGUUUUGACACAUCCCAAUAAAUGAUGUUUGAAGCAGAAUGUAUAUGCUGUGGAAAUGUCUUAGUUUGGAUCGAGUCAAUACUCAUUGUUAGAUAUCACUUUUGUUACACAUUUUUUUUACAGUUGCACAUUUAAACCAAUUACAAGCUUUAAGCAAACUCAACUGCUGUUUAGAAGUCUGUGACUGAAUGUCAAUUGUAUUACAGCAAGUAGUUGAAGGUGCUGGCUCGCUAUGCAAAGAACUUUGUUUGUCUUCCACUAAGAUCUUGUUUUAUCUUAGAUCAAUUGUCAACAUUAUUGCGACACUAUAUUGUUUUUAUUUAUUCCGACACAAGUGUUUGGAGAAAUUUUUCAGUUUUUCAGUUAACCACCUCCAUAGGAGUCACAUUUCAGAGAAAAAAAUGUGGUUUGGUUUUUUUGGAGCCAGUUUGAACAAAAAACUGUUAUAUGGCAGUGGUUUAAAAGACGAUGACACAAUUGUCCAUGGGUAUAAAGAAAUAGCUCUGGUGCCAUAAAAUCGCACCCUCUAAUAGAGUUGCAUCAACUCUGCUGGGGUUAACUUGAAAAGUUUAACCCUUCAGAGGGUAGGAUUUUGUUGCAUAAUUAUUAAAACAAUCUUAAAUAUGCAUUGACCAUAAAAAUGGUGUGCAUUAUAUAAAUGGAGUGAAGAACAUUCUUGAUGCAAACAUGAUCUUGUAAACAAAAUGAUCCAUCUUAACUGCUCAACAGACAAACACACAGGGUGUAUUUUGAUAUAUUUUUUUUUCAAAAACCCCAUUUUAUGAAAACCACUGUAUGAAGCAUGAGCCAUGUCUGUGUCUUAUAAGGAACAAUGUCUGAGGAUCAUUAGUAUAUUGUUUCAUAUGUUUCUUAUGUGUACAUUUUUAUAAUAAAGGUAUAUUUUUAAACCUU